CCUAAGAAGCCACCAGUUGGCGUCGAUUCUCUAUUGACCAAGCUCGACGCAUCCUCCCCCUCCUCCGGCACCGCUGUUACCAAGAAAGCUGCUGACCCCACGGAAACCGUUGCCUUAAAGUCUCCCCGGAGCAGCACAAAUAACGCAAAUUGCAGAGCGAUUCCAAAAGCACUUCCGAACUCUCCGAAGAAGUUCAAAGACUUCAGAGCACCGGCAGUAAAAGUGACAAAACCAAGCACCCCCGCGUAUUCUGUUGAUCACUCCGCAACAAAAUGCAGCGUUACUACUGUUCGUCCUGAGAAUUCCCCUAUAUCCAAGGUCCAUGCUGUUGAUACCUCAGAGGACGGUGCAGCGGAACCCGAUCCGUUACAAGAUACAACUACACAAGACGAUUCCACAGAGCAGUUUAUCACCGUGGUUUUACAACUGCUGCAAACAAAGCCAAUUGAAGAGAUCUACGAAGCUUACAUAGCCCCGCGUCACACUACGGACAUCAGUCUGGUCGAAUCAAACGAUGAAUCCAACUCUGAGUUUAUCUCGGACACCUGUCCUACGGCUCCAAGAUGCGCUUCCAAGGAAUGUACUUUCCAGGAGCCAAUCCUUCGAAAACCAUCGUAUCCCUCUGGGAACAAAUCGUUGGAUCAAAAGUUGAUAAGUGAGUACGAUUUUGAGCAACUAGUGCGCUGUGCACUGUUGAACACGCAGGAACUGUCGACACAGGAGAUGUUUCGACAGUACUUUAGGCAAGCUAGCCCAGAUGUGGACAUCGAUAGUGGACGCCUGCAGUCUACGGAGGGCGAUGCGAAACCUGUACGUCUCAAACGUUCUUCUUCUAUGAAAGCGAGGAGCGUUUGCCUGACAGAAAUUCAUGCCAGUGAGACGUCAGAAAACGGUGAGGGAGUCCAUGAUAGCUCCUGCGAUGUGCUCAACAACUUGGGACCACCGUCAGAUCCCGCGGCCUCCAAAGAACUGCAUGAAAUAGAGAAAGGAUCCUCUGAGCCAGAGGAAAGUAUUAAUGACAAGUCCCCAGAAGAUUUACCGGGCACUUGGGUCGAAUGUACGCGGUGCGGCAAGUGGCGGUUACUGGAGCAUAUUGUCGAUCCCAGCGAAGUGCCGGAGACUUGGCAUUGUGGGCUCCAACCCAAGUACGCCAAUCUAGUUCACAACGGACACAAUCCAUGUGAUGAAGCGCAAGCAGAUUUGGACGACGACGACGAGUUGGAUCCAAAGAAGUAUGUCUUCACCAAAUUCACUGCCGGUUCCAUUGUUUGGGUAAAAUUGGAUGGUUACCCUGAAUGGCCGGCCAUGGUGGAUUGCGACGAAACUGGCCGCUUCGCAGACUACAACUCAGUGACUGGCGAAGUGUUACGUUACUUUGUCGUGUUCUUCGACCCCAAAGACACCACGCAUCAACGCGUCAGACAGAGUCGUGUGAGGAAAUAUACAUCCAGCUCGGAAGUGGAUUGGACACGUGUUCCCACUCGAUACAGGAAGAGAAUUGAAUGGGCCGCAGAAGUAGCUGAGCGAGCGUUGGACUUGCCUCUUCAGGAGAGGAUAUUUAAAUUCGGUUAUCCCUAUUCGCAAACAUGGGAUCAUGGUACUGCGAUCAACGAUAAAAUGCAAUGCAAAAGACGACUCACCAACCCAUCAUCCGUUGGAAACAAACGCCGAAAAAGGGGAUCAACGGCUUCAACUGUGGUAUCUAUCGAAAGUGACUCGGACACCAACCUGUUAUCUGAGACUAUGCAGGGAUCAAACAGAUCCGACUCAGAGGCUGUAGCCUCUACAGAUCCGGCCAAUAACGAGCAAACCAGUACGGUUCUGGCUACACAUUGUGACGAAAACGCUGGUGCAGAGACCGUAAAGAGCACAACGGAGCCACAGAUCACUAUGGUGCCAACUCUCACAGACAAAGUCACUGCGUUGGCAGACACGUUGGAUUGCUUACCAAUUGAGGAAUAA
Molecule: messenger RNA, 1962 nt
Organism: Dicrocoelium dendriticum
Lineage: Eukaryota; Metazoa; Platyhelminthes; Trematoda; Plagiorchiida; Dicrocoeliidae
Source: the annotation of a GenBank genome assembly